Pleurotus ostreatus (oyster mushroom) is the source of this 2454-nucleotide messenger RNA. RefSeq lists its product as uncharacterized. NCBI's taxonomy places the organism in Eukaryota, Fungi, Basidiomycota, Agaricomycetes, Agaricales, Pleurotaceae. Gene Ontology annotation, biological process: carbohydrate metabolic process. The record is from RefSeq and is a predicted model, not a curated record. Bases 1 to 2454 code for a protein of 817 amino acids. Gene Ontology annotation, molecular function: hydrolase activity, hydrolyzing O-glycosyl compounds. The transcript has 8 exons.
AUGUCGGACAACGCGCUCCCCCCGCCCCGCCCCUUCUUCGUCGGUGACGAGGACGCGUACACCACCGACACGGACUCUGACAGGGAACCUCCCACGAGCGCUACCCCAUUCCGCACCCAACAUGCCGUCCCGCAGAAUGUUGCGGCGGCACGGCCCCCACGAGGCCGCCCAAUGCCUCAACGACGAGGCUCCACAGGAUCACAGACAGCCUCCAAUACUCGUGCCGUUAAUGAUCAAGCUCAAGGUCCAGGUGAAAGCGGAGCCUGGUCGCCGUCAGCGUUGUACCAGGACGACCCCAUGGCCACUUCCCCACAUUCCCAAAUCCUCACCGUUCCCGCUGCCCUGAGCGCCCCACAGGACACCCGACAGCAGCAGCAACCUUCUGCGUCGCCGACGUCCAGUAGAGCCGAACGACCAGUCUCACCAGGUGUACUGAGGGGACGCCCGCCUCCUUCGGCGUACCCCUUCCCGUUCCAGGCGUACGUAGGAAACCCAGACCCAGGCAUGGCAAUCCCUGGUAUUCCUCGAAGGUACAGUCUCGAGAUGAACAGGGAUGCUGGAAACCGGACGAGCCUUGACUCCGAUUCGUGGAGCAACUAUGCGCCAGCUGUAACGUACAAUGAGCUCGGGAGGCCGCAUGCACCCUUCAUGGCCGAGGGCGGUAAUUCGCCCGCUUCAGGCUCGGGUUCAGCCAACAACUCAACCACCAAUUUGAAUGCAAGUGUUGCUGGUUCUUCUUCUAACUCGGUAUACCGUCAAUCUGCAGCAGCCGGGUUAUCAGCUUCACCCCCUUCCCCUCACCAAACUUAUCCUCCGAGCCAGGGCGGAAAUGGUGGUGGCAUUCCUCGGACCUCGUCAACACAUUCCUUCCGUGCACCAUUCCUUUCUCCUGCUUCUCGUCCGUCCUCAUCGUUGUGGUCUCCUCCUUCCUAUCCACAGCUUCCCACAUUCCCCCACGUGCCCGGCGGAACACCACCCUCGAAUGGUUCUGACGGUAUCGAUGGCGGAAGCACGCCAAACUUAGCCCAACUAGCGUACCCGUACCCUCCGGCUCGCGCUCCCAAGAAAAAGGUUCUACCUUCAACUCGCCUGGCUGCUAAGUUGACCAAGGACGACAAACCUUGGAUGAAGCAGAGGGAUGUAAGAGGCUCGCUGUCCUGGUGGUCCACACUCUUCCUCAUCCUCCUCGGCAUCAUCGGAGCCGCCCUCAUUUGUUUCAUCGGUGUCUCGAAUGUCAACACCUUGUCAGACUCGCAGCUAUGCUUGGUGAUGGACGACAGCUUUGGGGGUGGGAUCAGCGAGGAUAAUUGGAUUCACGAGAAUACUGCCUCGGGGCUGGGCGUGAAUGCGUUCAGCAUGUCCAGUGACAGUGACAAGAAUUCGUUCGUCAGAAACGGACAGUUGUAUCUCUACCCGACGUUGACGUCGGAGAGCGAUCUUGGGUUGAGCAAUAAUGAUGUGCUCAAUGGCGCGAACUUCACAGUCCCGAAUUGCUCAGAGGGCUCAAGGCAGGUUGAACAGAAGAAUGGGAACAGGACUACGACGGUAACCGUCGCUGGUGAAGGAUGCAGCGUCUCGUCGAACCAGGCUCUUGGGAAGGUCAUCAACCCAGUGCUCUCAGCAAGGUUGAGUACGAGGGGCAAGAAGAGCUUGAAGUAUGGAAAAGUAGAGGUUAGAGCGAAGCUGCCGAAAGGGAAUUGGUUGUGGCCCUCCAUCUCGUUGUACCCUGAGCAGCCUACAUACGGAGAUGGUCCACUGAGCGGGCGGAUCGACCUACUUUCAUCCAGGGGUAAUACGCCCACGCAGAAGGAGAAGGUGCCGCUGGGUUUCACGAGUGCUACAAGUCAAUCCGGCCUGUUCUUUGGACCCUUCAAAGCUACCAGAGACAGUGCUGGUCAAACCUUCACCGGCUCGAACUUGACACCCUCCUUCUUGGCCCCCCUCUCUGCACGGAUCUUCGGGUACGUCACCAACAAACGCGAGCCCCUGGACGCGUCCUUCCACACUUAUGGCAUGGAGUGGACCCCGCAGUGGGUGAGGUUCUAUCUCGACGGUAAAGUGCGGAGGGUGCUGGAGGUGCAGAUUGAGAACGGGGGAAAGCUGGGUGGUGUGGGCGGGCCGAAGGGGAAAUCGAUCUUUGACCGUGGCGACUUCCCGAAGACGGCGAGAAAUGGGAGCGCGGAGGUCGUGGUGCAGAACCCGUGGGAUGGGGCGGCCGCGAGCGCGCCUUUUGAUCAACCGUUUCAUUUGGUGAUCGAUUUGUCUGCUGGAGGGACCUCGGGCUGGUUCCCGGAUAACCUCGGUGGCAAGCCGUGGUAUGACGGAUCGGAAACUGCCAUGAGGGACUUUUUCAAUGCCAAGGAUCAGUGGUACCAGACUUGGCCGCUGAACGAAGAUGAAAGGUCGUUUAGGAUCGAUUCGGUCAAGAUGUGGAAGAUUUGUAACAUCGACUAA